AUGGGAGAUUCUCGCGACAAGUUGAAGCACUUGGUUCCAGGUAAGUUGGUCACUGAACACACUCAGACUUGCAAGCGAGGAGUGCACAAGUGCAGCUUGUGCGCCGUGCAGCAGUCAUGGUCACUUUACAAAAAACCAUGGCUGAGAGUGCUUCUGGUCGAUGGAGAAUCCAAGCUCGGCUGCAGCUUAUGCGCGAAAGCCGGUCUGGAGGGCCCAUGGGCCAACUUUGAACAACCUCCGACUUCCGUGUUGAAGAAACACAACUUGGAGAGGCAUGAGAAGUCCAAGGGACACAUGACAGCAAGCCAAGAUGAUCUUUGCGGAGCCCCUAGCGACGAGGCUUUUAAGUCAAGUUUGCAGGGUAUGACGCAAGGACAAUCUGCGAGACAAGGUGGCGGAUCGUCCGAUAAAAAAACUCAAGUGCGGUAUGCCCUCUCGGAAGCAGUUUGUGCUCGCAACAGGACUUUGCUGGCAGAGUCUCGCUGCAUCUCAUUGAUGAGAGACGAACGCAAAGGAAAUCUUCUUGUGCGCUUCCGCGCUGUUCUACCGGACCUAACCACCAUCAGUGGCGCGCUUGGCUUGCAGCCUGUGACAGGUUCUGCUGAGUCCAUAGCUGAAGCAACUGCUGAAAUCAUGCAGAACUUCUGCCAACCGAUGCGGCAGCCUCCCAGACAAGCCAAGGAAAGCGAGCAGCCGGUCGACUCUGAACUUCUACGGAAGAUUCAGGACAGGGUCACCAUGGUGGCCAGUGACGCUGCUGCAUCCGAACUUUUAGCAGGUGACUUAGAGAGAGGGCGCCGUAGGGCCGCGACCGACUUUCAAUCCAAAUUUACAAAUUGCAAGAUCGUCGACAGAGAUGCGGCGCAUGCAUCGACCCGUCUCUUGAAGAGACCAUUCCUUGCAUUGAAACCUGUCAAAAGUUUGACAAACGAAUGGAUCCAUGGGUCCGAAAGCUUCGCUCAGAAGGUGCACCACAGCCACAUCCUCAGCCAAUGGUGGGCCAAGGCCGUCCAAUGCAAAGAGGACUCCGACUUGACUGGAAACCUUUGCACCUCCAUGUCUGCGGCGAAGCACAGGUUCUCAUCAUACUUGAAUCCUCUCAGCCGGAUAAUUCGGAAUUUGCAAGCAGCUUUCAAUGUGUGCGGCAGGGUCCAAGCCAUGCGAGGUGCUGAUGCAACUUGGGCAACCAAGCUUUGCCAAAAUUUCAGUUCGUUCAAAGCAGCUUUGCUUGCAAUGAUUACCGACGCUGCAGCUAUCAGCAACGACUACACAAGGGAAUGCGACCGUGAAGACAUUGAUGAAUGGGUGUCUCUCGUGGAGGAAGUCGUCGCGCAUGAGUUUCCGAGUUGGCACUUGGCGGCGGCAUUUCAAGUUUUUCAUUUGUCUGACUGCGUAAGAGGCCGUGACUGCAGUGCGGAUGUUUUACGGAACUUGGAGAGGCUGGCUCAAGUGUAUUCGGUACCUUUUGAGGCACUGAAGCAAGAGUAUGCCCGCUUGCUGCCCAUUGCUGCAGCUUUGAAGAAGCAAGCAGGUUUGAGUAACAGAGAAGCAUGGAGGGAAGCCCUUCAACGGACAAGCAGUCGGAAAGGUGCCCAGGGAAGGAAGUAUGAGGCCACGGCCCUGAUACAAGUCAUGGCAGCUUAUCAAUGUUGGACCGCAGCCACAAGUGGAGUGGAGCAACAAUUCUCGAAGCUCAAGAGAAGUCCUGUGGAACUUUCCAACGCUUCUGUGGACACAGACCGUCGCCUUGCAAUUGUCAUGGGCGAUGGGCAGGCCAGGAGCCCAGCAGUGCAACCUGAAGUGAUUCAAGCCGCUCGACGAAUCUACGCUUCCCUACUGUCCAGUGGAAGGUCCCGGCCGCGGACAAAACCAAGGUUCGAUUGUGGUGUCACAGGCAAAGUGAAGACCGGAUCUUUUGCCGACUGGAACCGCACAAGAAAGAAAGCAUUGCUGGAAGCAGUGCAAAAAUGCGAAACACCUCCUCGGAAACCUUCCGAGCUGUUGACAGAAUCUUCCCAGAAGGAAAGAAAUUUCCAGAGAAAACAGGGUUUGAAACGAAAGGCUGAGGCUCUGGCAGAUGGCUGUUUGUUGCCGGAUGAGGUCACCCAAGAGGUUCAGGAAGAGGCCUUGCGACUGACCAAAGCAAACCGACAAGGUCUCAGUGGCCCAGCGUGGUGUUGCUCCAAGAUGGAAGGCGGCAAGGCGCAAGCAGUGUCUCAAUCUUUGACGGCACAUGGGGUUGCGACGAGAACUCAGGACCUGCGGCAAGCCAAGCUCUUCGUGGUCUCAAACUUCGUUAGGGUGCAAAGAAAAGUGCGUUUCAUGGCUGCUCUGAGUGGAUCCGUCUUGAUGUCAGCUUCUGCUUUGCUUGGAGCAGGAGGUGUGAAGUUGACGUUUCACCCGGGUCAGGAGAUACAAGUUGCAAUCUUCGUGACUGACACUUUCAAGGCCGAAGAGCCAGGAAUGACUCUACUGCUACGUGAGGCAUGUGCCCGUGGGUGGCAGGCAGUGAGGGCGGAAGAUUUGAAAGGCCGCGGGCGAAAGCCCAGUCUCCAUCUCAGGGGUGCGGGGGAGGCCAUCCCAGCUGGUUUCAACAAAACCAGGGUGAAGUGUUUUACUGUCACCGAAUUUUUGCGUUGGCUCACGGCAACUUGUCUCAACAAGACGGCAAGCUCCCGUGUGAAGAUAGCAGCUGCUUGA
Messenger RNA from Cladocopium goreaui, 2700 nucleotides. The record is from the annotation of a GenBank genome assembly. NCBI's taxonomy places the organism in Eukaryota, Dinophyceae, Suessiales, Symbiodiniaceae.